GUGGUGGAGUUUUUGAGGGGGGUUGAUGUGGCGUUGGAGACGAGGUAUUUGGAGCAUGUUGUUGGGGAGCUGGGGGAUGGGACGCCCGAAUUUCAUAAUCGGUUGGUGGAACUGUUUGGGUUGAUGGGGAGGUUGGUGAGGUUUUUGAGGGAGAGCAGGCAUAACUGGUCUGGCAACCUGUUUUUUUCAUGGUUGGGGAUGCUAAUGAUGGCGACAGAUCCCUCCUUUUAUGAGGCUCAUGCGGUGGUUCUCAGCAACAGGGGACAGCACAGGCAGGCGCUGGUGAUAUAUGUCUUCAAGAUGAAGGACUAUGCCAAGGCAGAGGAAUACUGCAACCACAUCCACAAGACACAAGACCUCCCCCCCUCUUCGUCUCCUGACCAAAACGACACCGACAACACUGACCAGCCCUCCAUCUACCACACCCUCUUGUCACUCUACCUCCGCCCACCCAGACCUCACGAGCCCAACCUUGGACCUGCGCUGGAUCUCCUCUCAAAACAUGGCUCCCGUCUGCCAGCUACUUCGACCUUGUCGCUUGUGCCAGAUGAUCUGCCUGUCGCGCAACUGGAAUCGUAUUUCCGCGGCAGGAUGAGGAGCGCGAAUUCAAUGGUCAACGAGACGAGGGUGGUGGCUGGGCUGAGGAGGACGAGCCACUUGGCGGCGCAGGCGUUGUUGUACCUGGGAGAUGGGAUACCGGGGGGUCAGGCGGGGAGGAACAGGAGGGUGGUUGUUGGGGAGGAGAGGAUGUGUGGGGGGUGUCAUAAAAGGUUGGGGAGGAGUGUGGUGGCGGUUUUGCCGGACAAUAGGGUGGUGCACUAUGGUUGUUUGGGGAGGGUGACUGGGGGGAAGGGGGAAAGGCCGAUGAGGCCGGGGAGGGUCAGGUCGGGGGACGGGGGGGGGGGGAAGAAGGGGGGGAGGGGGGGAACGGGAGGGGGAGGAGAGAAGGGAGGGGGAGAAAGGGGAGGGGGGAGGGGAGGGCGGGGGGGGGCACACCAGGAGGCACCCCGCGGCGCGGGCAAAAACGGGGGAGGAGGAGGCGCGGGAGAGGGGGGGGGGGGGCGGGGGAGGGAGCCGCAAGCCGCCGCGACUACCGCCGCGCCCGAGGGCGCCGCCGCGGGCGGGGCCACCCCAGCGUGGCCAACCCCCCCCGGGGCGGCGGCCAGGCGG
Messenger RNA from Podospora anserina S mat+, 1170 nucleotides. RefSeq lists its product as uncharacterized. The record is from RefSeq and is a predicted model, not a curated record. The transcript is spliced from 4 exons. Gene Ontology annotation, cellular component: fungal-type vacuole membrane; cytoplasm. NCBI's taxonomy places the organism in Eukaryota, Fungi, Ascomycota, Sordariomycetes, Sordariales, Podosporaceae. Gene Ontology annotation, biological process: vesicle-mediated transport; endosomal vesicle fusion; autophagy. The annotation marks the transcript as partial.